AUGAAGAACGAAGCAGAUAAGGCGAUAAAUUAUAUGACAGUCUACCUUGAACAGAUAUCCCUCUAUUUUCAAGUAAUAAUUCACGAUCGUAAACCUCGCAACGGCACUUAUUGCAAGGAGAGCAUCGUAAAACUACUAGGCGAAAAUCUGCAGCUCGCUGAUGAGAAUGUCACGCUCUGCUUGGCUCUGGGCUAUCAGAGAGUACAACGGUUGCCGGAGAAAUUACAAGUUCAUUUUGAAACUUUGGAAAAUCUAAAAAAAUAUUCUGCAUCAAAACUAUUUGAAUGUCAAAAGCAACAGCAGGUUGGUGGUAACUGCUCUCAUGAAAGUCAGGACCUCGAGAGAACUGUGUUUCUCUACGAGACAUCGCCUUUCCCAGUAGUAAUGGCUGAAAUUGCAAUACACGGCUUCAAAGAAGUAUCCGACCUCAGUGUAUGUUUGAAGGACAUUAUAUCGAGAAUGAUGACACACUCGGUCAAAGUGAUUGGCGACUUUAACAGGUGCAUUCACAACAUUGAAAUGCCUAAACUUAAGUACUUACUAAAAUUCAUGAAGAAAUAUGCGUAA
This is a messenger RNA of Pieris macdunnoughi, 567 nucleotides long. Lineage: Eukaryota; Metazoa; Arthropoda; Insecta; Lepidoptera; Pieridae. The record is from the annotation of a GenBank genome assembly.